This is a messenger RNA of Lobosporangium transversale, 3134 nucleotides long. Its product is annotated as Phosphatidylinositolglycan class N-domain-containing protein. The transcript has 13 exons. The record is from RefSeq and is a predicted model, not a curated record. Lineage: Eukaryota; Fungi; Mortierellomycota; Mortierellomycetes; Mortierellales; Mortierellaceae. Gene Ontology annotation, cellular component: endoplasmic reticulum membrane. The coding region runs from base 112 to 3093 and encodes 993 amino acids. Gene Ontology annotation, molecular function: mannose-ethanolamine phosphotransferase activity. Gene Ontology annotation, biological process: GPI anchor biosynthetic process.
UCUGAUCUUAAUCUUUCUUUCCCAAUUUCCCCACACUUGAAGAGAAGUGAAGAGUGAAGUCCUAGGCAUCUCUAUACAUUCUCAUACCCGCACUUACACCCAAUCAUCAUCAUGGCACUCAUGCCAUCCAAACUCACAAGUGCAUGGCUACUCAUUUUGGGUGUGCUAUUCCAUGUUACAUACAUCAUGUCCAUCUUUGACAUCUACUUUACUUCUCCGCUUGUCCAUGGCAUGGGUCAACAUCAUGUCAAUCAGCCUGCUCCUGCAAAACGGCUUGUACUUUUCGUUGCUGAUGGUCUGCGCGCUGACAAGCUCUAUCAGUUUCAUCCUGAUCCCAGUACAGAGAAGUUGGAAACCAAGGCACCAUUUUUGCGCCACAUUAUCCAAAAUGAGGGCACCUGGGGUGUGUCUCAUACGCGCGUUCCUACAGAGUCGCGUCCUGGUCACGUAGCUAUUAUUGCCGGGUUCUACGAGGAUGUUAGUGCUGUCACCAAGGGAUGGCAAAUGAACCCGGUCAAUUUUGACUCGGUAUUCAAUCAGAGCGAGCACACAUGGUCUUUUGGGUCGCCUGAUAUCCUUCCCAUGUUCGCACAUGGAGCUUCGGAUCCUGACAGGAUUGAUACAAUCAUGUACCCCGCAGAGCAUGAGGACUAUGGAGCAGGCGAUGCUAGCGUUUUGGACACUUGGGUUUUUGAGAAAUUCACCAACUUGUUCGAUAAAGCAAAAUCAGAUAUGGAACUCUACAAAAAGCUUCAUUCGGACAAGAUUGUUUUCUUUCUGCAUCUCUUGGGACUUGAUACCAACGGACAUUCCCACCUCCCAAUGUCGGAAAUCUACCUCAAUAACAUCAAGAUUGUGGAUCAGGGCAUCAAAAGGGUCACAGAGCAGCUCAAAGAGUUUUAUAAUGAUGACGGCAAGACUGCCUAUGUGUUUACAGCUGAUCAUGGAAUGGGCAAUCGCGGCGUCCAUGGCGAUGGCCAUCCCGACAACACAAGGACACCUAUUAUUGCCUGGGGUGCAGGAAUACGGAAACCAAACAAAGCUAACCCUCAGGGACACGAUGAGUUCUCUGCAGAUUGGCAUCUGAAUGAAUACAGUCGAAACGAUGUUAAGCAGGCCGACAUUGCUCCACUCAUGGCCGCUCUUAUCGGAAUUAAUUACCCAGUCAACUCUGUAGGGGAGCUCCCUUUACCUUACUUAGAUGGAUCCGAAUUAUUCAGGGCAGAGUCCACGUUUACGAAUACACUUCAAAUUCUGGAGCAAUACCAUGUCAAACAAGAGCAGAAGCGCCGCACAGAGCUGUGGUUCAGGCCAUUUCCUGGAUUGACAGGAGAACAUUCUCCUGAAGUUGUUAAAGCUCAGGUUCAGGCCCUUAUUGAUCAGGGGAAAUACGAAGAAGCCGAGGUUGAAUGCACUCUUGUGCGAGACCUUUGCCUUGAAGGCCUCCGCUACUUGCAAACUUACGAUUGGCUUUUCUUGCGCUCUGUUGUGUCUGCGGGAUACUUGGGAUGGAUCGCGUUCAGUUUGAAUUUCACUUUCAGGACAUUCGUUAGCAACAAUGAGUCUCGUCUUGGACCACUAGGAUCAGCCAAAUCUGGACGACAAAACAGCAACAAUGCCACAGUAGAGGAGACUAGAUUGAUUAAUGCCUUGGCUGUAACUGUGUUUAUUGCCUUUGUUGUCAUACUCGUUAUCAAACAAUCUCCAGCACUUUAUUACGUGUACGUUGCGUUCCCUGUUUUCUUCUGGAGCCGUGUGCUGUUGGAACGUAGAGAACUUACAUGGGCUAUUUCUAAAGCUCUUCAAAAUUAUGGCUGGAUUAAAACUCUGGCUUCAGUCUUGGGAUACAUCCUUGCUCUCGAAAUCCUGGUCUAUAGCUACUUUAACAGAGCAAUUUUAUCGAUCUGCUUCCUUUUCUUGGCUCUUUGGCCAGUAUUUUUACCUGCAAGUGUGCAGCGUAAUAACACCAUGUCCAUGGUUUCGUGGUCACUCUCAUGUCUCGGAACCAGUAUAUUUACUUUGUUGCCCGUCGAGAUGGGCGAGGAUCAAACACUCAUUCUAGCUGGUGGUCUGAUCUUGACACUGAGUGGAGUCUUUGCCGUUUUGUUUGUCCCCAGUGCAACUGAGGGACUUGAAAUGCAACAACAAAAAGAUGCGAAGACGGCAAAGUCCGUGAUGAUGUUCCAGACCGGACUCAUUGCUCUCUCAACGCUAAUUGUCAAUAGCACAGUCAAGAGUCUUGCAGCGCGUGAAGGAUUGCCUUUUGUGAACCAGACACUUAGUUGGAUUAUCUUAGUCGUCACUGGUAGCAUCCCUUUCAUCUAUGGGGCCCGUUCCAACCAGCACUAUCUACUACGCAUGGUUAUCAUCUAUCUCUCGUUUGCCCCCAUCUUCAUCCUUCUAAGUAUUUCAUACGAAUCGAUCUUUUACUUCUUCUUAUCAACAACAUUGUUGUCCUGGCUGAUCCUUGAAAGGAAGAUCUAUUCAGUUAUUGAGAUGCAGCCACUUCCGGAUACACUUUAUUCUGAGAAUCGCAUUUUGUCGGAGGCACCCUCAUCCUCUGCAUCAACGUCAUAUGGGUCUAAGCCUGCACAAGCGCUGACUAUUAAUUAUCCCACACGUAGCCUUGGCCCAAGGGAUGCGCGUCCAGCUGUUUUUUUCCUCUUCUUUAUUAAUGUGGCCUUUUUUGGAACAGGAAAUGUCGCCUCCUUGGCUUCUUUCUCUCUUCAGUCUGUCUUCCGGUUGACAACUGUUUUCAAUCCAUUCUUUAUGGGUGCACUAUUAAUCAUCAAGAUCUUGAUCCCGUUCUUCUUGGUCUCAUCCAUUUUCCGUGUCUUGGUCCGCUCAUUGGAUUUACCUCCAUUCUCCCUGUUUCUGUUGGGUUUGGCAACAACAGAUGUGAUGACGCUAAAUUUCUUUUAUUUAGUCCGCGAUGACGGAUCCUGGCUGGAGAUUGGGACUAGUAUCAGUCAUUUCUGCAUUUCUUCUUUGAUGGUCCUCUUUACUAUCCUAUUGUUUGCGCUAAGUGAUCUUUUGGUGGGGCGAGCGUUAGUCCCGGUUGUGGGAGAAAGUCAAAGGAAAAAGAGGACUUGAUGAACCAACAAACUGCAAUUCUAAUCUACUUCAUAGACAAU